AUGCAAAAGGUAGCACUUGCUACAUUGACUUUAGCAGAAGAGGCAUACGAGUGGUUGCUGUUAGUGAAGGGUCAAUAUGAAGUCAAAGACUGCCCUAAGGCCAAGCAAAAGGGUGCAAGCAGUUCAUCUGGGUCAGUUAAGAAACCAAAUACAAAGGCUACUACCGAAAAGGAACCAAUGACACAAGGCAGAGUCUUUGCGCUUAUCCCAGGUGAAGCUCGGAAUACUGAAACAGUGGUGUCUGGUACACUCUCAAUUUGUACUCGAGAUGCUUAUGCUCUGAUAGAUUCAGGUUCCACACAUUCAUUUAUAUCUAGGAAGUUUGUGAAUAAACUGGAUAAGAAGCUAGAACCUUUGGAAUAUUUGUUGUUAAUGUCUACAUCGUCAGGUGAAUCCAUGAUUUGUACAUUUAUUUACCAAGAUGGUGAUAUAGUAGUUGGGAGUGCUAGUUUGACUAUAGAUUUACUACCAAUUGAUAUGGAGCACUUCGAUGUAAUUUUGGGUAUAGAUUGA
Camellia sinensis is the source of this 513-nucleotide messenger RNA. The record is from RefSeq and is a predicted model, not a curated record. Lineage: Eukaryota; Viridiplantae; Streptophyta; Magnoliopsida; Ericales; Theaceae.